CCGCCCAUUGGCUCCCGCCGAGGACAGCAAUCCAGAAGUGACCGAAGGAAGAAUCAACAGCAAAGUAAGUUUGCGUGUGUUUUAUAGUUCCUAACUUACGGAUGCGGUCUCAGGAAGGCCCCCGCUGAGAAAUGGAGCUGCGGGAGGACGCCUCGCCCGCUUCGGCCUUCGAGAAGGACGCGUUCCAGCUUACCGUGGAGGACGUGUACGACAUCUCCUACGUGAUCGGUCGAGAUUUACUCAAGAUCAGCAGCUCAGGUGAGGAAGUGUCGGACCUGCAGUUCCGGAUCGUCCGCGUUCUGGAGCUGUUCGAGACGGUGGUGAAGCAGUACAACCUGUCGGUGGAGGAGCUGAGGCUGGAGAGGGACAACCUUAAGACCGAGCUGGACCGUAUCCUCGGGGAGAACUGCACGGAGAACGGCCCGCCGGCAGUGGGACCCGAUCAGUUGGUGAUUGACCUGAAGGACCCCAACAGACCCCGGUUCACCAUGCAGGAGCUGAAGGAAGUGCUCCAAGAGCGGAACCAGCUUAAGGCCCAGCUGAUGGUGUCACAGGAAGAGCUCCAGAUGUACAAGAGUGGCAGGCUACCAAUGGAGCCAGGUAUGGUGGAGAUAGACCUGGAAUCUCCCCCUGCCACCGACAACGGCUCGGCUGCAGGCGACGACGCCAGAGAGGAGCCGAAAGAUGAGAGAACAGCCAUCUCAAAACUGUUUUCAUUCAGGAGAAAAUGAGGAUUACUUCUUACAAUAACGGGACCAAUUUAUUUACACACAAGCCAACAAGGAUUUUUUUCACAUAUUUUUGCAUUUUUUUAUACAACUUUUUUAAGCUUUUUUGUAAUCCAUAGGAUGCAAUAGCAUGUGAUGCAUUAGACAUUUUAAAGGUGCAGUGUUUAUAAUUUAAUGGAAUCAAGAACAAUAGACUUGGCAGAAAUUUAAUAUAAUAUUCAUAAGAAUGUUUUAAUCAGUGUAUAAUCCCGUGAAAAAACUAGAUAAGAGUGGUACUGCUAAAUGCCACCAAAUCCAACAUUGAACCUUUAAUAAGUGAAGGACAAUAAUGCAGGGGAUUGUUUCUGAUGAUGUACAUGGUGUUAACUUGAAAGUAUUGACAUAAUCUCAUCCUGUCUCAGGACCAUACUGCUUAGUAUUCAAUGAACUUUCUGAAGUAUUCAGUCCUAGAUGUAUUGAGAUGAUCGUCAAUAGUUAAGCAACUGCUUUUUCAGCACCGGAAAGAUUAACCAGCCCAGCAAUAGUCCAGUGUUCUGGUUAAAACCAGACUAUGGGAUUCUGUAUCCAAAGCAAACACUUGAAUAAAGUGAUCGAUACAAUU
Molecule: messenger RNA, 1329 nt
Organism: Gadus morhua (Atlantic cod)
Lineage: Eukaryota; Metazoa; Chordata; Actinopteri; Gadiformes; Gadidae
Gene: rilpl2
Product: Rab interacting lysosomal protein-like 2
Exons: 4
Coding region: 132-731 (199 amino acids)
Biological process (GO): cilium assembly
Cellular component (GO): cytoplasm; ciliary basal body
Molecular function (GO): protein dimerization activity; dynein light intermediate chain binding; small GTPase binding
Source: RefSeq, a predicted model, not a curated record